AUGGGGGCGGAUCCUGUGAACAACGACAGCUGGAAGGCGAAAGGCAAGAAGACGUUCGAGGACUUGGUGAAAGUGCUGAGUGGCCACUACGAGCCUUCAAGUCAAGUCAUUGCGGAGCGUUUCAAAUUCAACAGGAGGUACCAAGGAGAAGGGGAGUCCGUCGCGGCAUUUGCAGUCACGCUGAAGCACAUGGCAGCCAAGUGCAACUACGAUGCAAAGCAACCGGCGCCUGGCACCGUCCACAACGUGAGUGACGAAGCGAGCGGAAGCACAGGGCUGCUGCUGCACGGUGUGUAUCUGGUGGGCACGGAACAACCAUAUGAAGUUGAAGUACAGAUAGCCGGCCAGCUUGUGAAGAUGCAAGUAGAUACGGGCGCAGCCGUAUCACUCGUUCCGGAAUGCGUUUACCGGCAGCUAAAGCAGCCGCCGCAGCUUGCGAAGUGCGAGAUGAAGCUCAAGACUUACGGCGGAGCGACGCUACAAGUGAAAGGCCAAGCGGAGGUUUUGGUCGAUUAUAAGAGACAGCGGAAACUCCUGCCAAUCAUCGUGGUACCAGGAGAGAAGCCAGCACUCCUAGGCCGCGACUGGAUUGCGAACCUCGGAAUGGACCUAAACAGCAUUCACGAGGUGCACGCACAACCGUCUGUCGACAGCAUCCUGUCAAGGAAGGAAGGAAGCAUGCCAGUCUUUUGCAAGGCGCGGUCUGUGCCGUAUGCCAUUCGUGAACCUGUCGAGCAUGAACUAGGCAACUUGCAAAAAGAGAGCGUACUGGUGCCCGUAACCCGCAGCGACUGGGCCACGCCGCCGGUAGCUGUUCACAAGCCAGACGGCACAGUACGAUUGUGUGGAGACUAUAAAUUGACGGUGAAUCCAUGUGUGAAGACCGACCAUUACCCACUGCCCGCGGUGGAGGAUUUGUUCACGACGCUGGCUGGGGGCAAGGUUUUCACCGUUCUGGACCUUUCGACGGCAUAUCAGCAAAUCGAGGUGCACCCUGACUCGCGACCCUUGCUGACUAUAAACUCUCACAUGGGGUUGUUCCAGUAUGUUCGAAUGCCGUACGGAAUCUCAAGUGCACCUGCGGUUUUCCAGGCAAUCAUGAAUGAGCUGUUGAAAGGACUACCGGGAGUGGUAUGCUACCUCGACGAUGUCCUCAUCACGGGAGCAUCACAUACCAAAUGCCUGGCCCGGAUGGAAGCAGUCCUGCAGGUUUUCAGGGACCACGGCGUACAAGUGAGAAAGGAAAAAUGGAAGUUUUUCUUGAAUUCUGUCAAAUAUCUUGGGCAUAUCAUUGACGAAAAUGGUGUGCACCCGUGCGUCGAGAAGGUUGAAGCCAUAAGGGAAGCACCCACACCUAAGAACAUCAGUGAGCUUAAAGCGUACCUCGGCAUGAUAACUUUUUACUCCAAGUUCAUGCCAAACAUGUAUUCGAGGCUAAAGCCUUUGUAUGCACUGCUUCAGAAGGACAAGAAGUGGGUCUGGUCCGCAAAAGAAGAAAAAGCCUUCGCGGAGAGUAAGAGCCUCCUUACGCAAGCGAGCGUGCUAACAUGCUAUGGCCCAAAGAAGCCUCUUGGAUUAGUCUGCGACGCCUCUCCUUAA
Messenger RNA from Rhipicephalus microplus (southern cattle tick), 1599 nucleotides. RefSeq lists its product as uncharacterized. The record is from RefSeq and is a predicted model, not a curated record. Lineage: Eukaryota; Metazoa; Arthropoda; Arachnida; Ixodida; Ixodidae.